This is a messenger RNA of Cheilinus undulatus (humphead wrasse), 1337 nucleotides long. RefSeq names its product chromosome 18 C2orf50 homolog (gene cimip5). NCBI's taxonomy places the organism in Eukaryota, Metazoa, Chordata, Actinopteri, Labriformes, Labridae. The transcript is spliced from 4 exons. The coding region runs from base 79 to 453 and encodes 124 amino acids. The record is from RefSeq and is a predicted model, not a curated record.
GAAACACUUGGAAUACCUCCAGUCCUCCUUAAGGCCCCCCUCCCGAAAAGCCCAGCUUGAUGAGCUCACACAGUCAGAAUGGAUGUGAACAAGCGCAUGACCUCUGCGAGACACCGUCAUGUGAAAGAGCAGACUUCAGUCAAGACUGAUCCGGAGCAACAAGACCGACUCUGGAAAGAGCUAGUGUGGGGUGAGAGGAGAAAAGUCCGGGAAUGGGAGAAGAACUGGGGCUUUCUGAGGAACUAUGAUCAGAUGGGCCAGCUAAAGCCAUCAGAGCCUUUACCCAGUGAUGCGUCCCUCUAUUCUGACCGCGUCCCCAACACCACCAACCAGGUGUUUGGCAGCAGACUGUCCACACCACUGGGGAGUGAACUGGUCAGGCUGGACAGGCUGCUGCUCUGGUCUGGGGGCUAUCGCAAACACAAGUUGGAUCAAGAGAUGCUGCCCUGCUAGGGGACAAAUCAUUUUACACCUGCAACGUCUUUUUUUGCUCCAAGGUUGGACUGUUUUGUUACACUGAUUAAAGAUCAGGUUGAAUCUUCACUGUUACUCAGCCUUAGAGAAAUUGGACGUGAUAUUUUGUCUUUUAUAACUUUACUUUUGUUAUUAUAAAGAAGAAAACUACUUCAAAGCCAUAUAAAUAGAAGAACAAUGAACAUAGGUUUGCUGUCCUACAUAAUUACAAUGAUAUUUAUAGAGAUGCAGUCAUUCAUUGAUCCUGUUGUACUUGGUGUCAGAAAUUGGGUUAAUUUAGUCAUUUAAAAUACAACAAGAAAACCCCCUUGAUACUAAAUGCAUUUUCUCACAUAUAAAGAGAGAUGUGAGAAGGACUGACACAAGCAGAUCAGAUUCAUGUCACUCCAGUUCCAUCAGGGACCUAACCAGUCUAACAAGACACCAAAUCAAAUUUGGAUGAGCAAAUGUAUCACUUCUACUUGUCUCAGAGCUCUGAAAUAGUGCUGCAGGGACACACAAAUCAAACACAGAAACCUGAGCAGACAAUUAAAAAAAGAUUUUCUUCUCUACCUUUAAAGUGGCUUUAAAAAAAUCUAACACAGUGCAUGUCAUUGCCAUGAUCUAACAGCCAUUUGACAUGGAAAUAGCCUUAAUUAAAUCUUUGUGAAUUUAAUGCACUUUGUGAACAGCUGCAUAUUUGGUUUUUGAACCUUUGUAGCUUCAUUAAAAAGCCAGUUUGUUUUUGUUGAGUUCAUAUUGAUCACUGCCCUGUCUAAAUUUGAAUUUAAAUGUUGGUCCUGACUGAAUCUGAAAGAUUUAUUCUCAGGUUGUCUUUUAUGGAUGUUACUGCAGAGUUUUCAAAAAUGUCACUGAAAUAAAGA